AUGGACCCUGUAUCAAUAAUAGCGAGUAUCGCUGGAAUAGCGACAGCGGGUGUUCAGCUCUCCAAUACCUUGUUCCAUCUCACAAGAACAUAUCGCAAUGCUCCCAAAGAGGUUCGAUCAAUGGCAAUUGAGAUGUCAGGAUUGACGGUGACUCUGGAACAUCUACGCGAUAUCCUUACAACCGGCCACGCUUAUACAAAACCGUUGUUUUUCGAACAUGUCAAGAAUGUCAUCAAGAACAUCCAAUCAACUCAGCAGGAAAUACAAAAUCUCGCAAAGAGUGUCAAUGAUCAGCUUCUCUUUGCGAGAUUGAAGUGGUACAAGUCUAAGAGGCUGCUGUCAGAUAUCGACAAGCACAAGGUCACGUUGACUCUGCAAAUCACAAUUCUUUCUGCGGCAGUCUUGGUCAAGUCUACCAAUGGCUCUAUAAUGGCCAACGAGAAGGUCAACAAUAGGUUCAAGGUACAAGCCGAGAGCCUUAUUCAAGCUGGCCAAGCCUCGCUCCAGGCUGACAAGGCAUCGCGUCCCAAACCAGACCCCCCUGAAGAAAGAGCACCAAGUCCACCUGUUCGCACUACAAAAAGACUGCCAAGUCCAGUGCGCCAGUCGAAAAUUCACGUACGGACAGAGGAUUUGUAUGGCCAAUCGAGUACAAUGAGAGAUACUCUCAAUGUGACUGAGGAGGGUGGAGAUGAAAGCUAUUCCGUUGUAGCUCGAACCUCGAAAGCGCCCGAAGAUCCUAGCCGCGAUGUGCAUGCUGGCAUCAAGCAUGAAGAAAGUGAUAUAAUAUCAGAAUGGGGAGGUGAAGGAGAAGACGGAGAGAGAAAGCGCGGAAGAAGUACGGGUUUUGACCCGCUCUCUGGCAAACUUGCCCAAUUUGGUCGAGACUUUCACCUUCGUGGCGAUGCAGCUACGUUUCUGUACAAGCUGGUCUACUUAGACGAAGUAGUAACCUACUCACCGACACCGCACGACGAGGGAUCCGGCUUGGAGACUGAAGAAAGUUUAUAUUCAGACUCGGACUCUUUGCGACCCCGUCGUCGAGUGAGUUACAAGGUCCCGUCAAGACACGUAAACCCUGAGCGCCAGGAGCCAAACAGAGUCGUCCAUCAGCUACUCCUAGCAUGGACAUCACUGAGUGAAAAUGAGAUAGAGAAGGGCAGUUCAGAUUCUCGCCCUAACACAAGAGAGAAUCCUGCGCGACAAGCAUACGUUGUAAGCGAAGAUGAAGAUGAAGAUGAGGAUGAAGAUGAGGAUGAAGAGGAUAAUGAAAGUGUUCAAACAACCUUUUCAAGGCCCGAGAGCCCCCAUGCCUCAGAACAUGUGACAUACAACGUUCCAGAAUACGAUUCCAGCGGAAGACACAUACAACGACCCAAUCAAACUAACAAGAAUGUCCGUAAUGAAGCUUACAGACGCCCACAUUUUGGUGACCCAGAAAGUGGACAGUUCCCCUACAUCAAAUAUAGUCAGCACUGGCCUUCUGCUCAAACUGGGAACGCCUACAAGCAAACAGCCUCGAGUCAAUCAUACUCAGACUCACCAGGACUUACUCCACUACCACCAACGGCAUUCGCAUAUACAUCACCCCCAGAAGCACCAAUACCUGUUCAGAGUGCAAGACCAGAACCGAAGCCUCAUGUGGUUAUUCUCCCUCAUGCAGACCCAGCCAAUUCAGAAACCGGACCAACAACUCCCAAACUCGACAUUGCACCGUGUCUCAACAUGAGCAUCGUCAGACAGGAUGAAAUUCCGAUGUGGAACUGCGAUAGAUUUACGUCUCAGCAUGGAAUUCCAGGCAAAGCGAUCAUGGGUGCUCUCGCUGGGGAUAACAACCUACGUGCGAUGGAUCUCGCGCAUACUUUGGUGAAAGGCCAGAAUUUGGAGCUCGUGUAUAUUCGAGGAAACGACCUUGGAGAGACAUGGUUCAUCAAUGAACGACCAGUGUUUCUACAGUUUCUCCACUGCGGAUAUCUACCCCAGUUUUACCCAGCCAAGGAAGGCGACGAUAUAGCUAUGCAACAAGAAUAUGUUGCCAUCGGUGAAGAAUGGGCCAGCUUCGAAGCGUUGAAUCUCCUCGGACUAUCUGUCAAAAGUCGAAAAGAGGGGAGGGUUUUCCUGGAUCCAAACACCAGCUGGUCCAUGAUUGACGAACUCGCCAUUACAACGCUGCAGUUGAGAUGCAUGCGUCAGAGACGGGCAUACAACCCGAUGUUUUAUAACUCGAUAGCCACAUUCCGACAGAAACACUGCGAAGUUGCACUACCACUGUGUAUUGCAAUACCAGAGACAGAAAUCCUACCGUCAACGACGCUAGAGCUGCAACCCAUUACUGAUGAUCAUAAAAAAGAAGUCGAUGUCUUGAGCUUUCUAGUCAAAGAGGAACCGCCUAAAGUACAAGAAGAAGUCAACAGAACUAGAAACAACACACAAUCGAGCAAAAUUCAACCGCAAAUCUCUAUCACGCCGCCACCUACACCGAAGGAGGCCCAAACGGCUGAGUUUGAUGCGAGCGAAGUAGCUUCCAACGUCUCUUCUAGGUCUCGUUUCUCCAAGUUUGUGAAGCGCUACAAGUCUGGGCGCAAACCUGAUCGCUUGCCUCUUCCUCUGCCGAGCUAUGGUUCGAAGACUAGUAGGGGCCAUGCGGCCUAUGUAGAGUCGGAAGAUGAGGAUAAGAGACCAUUGACGCCGACAGAUUCUGGUGUUGGAAGUUCAAUUACCUAA
Messenger RNA from Fusarium sp. VM40, 2724 nucleotides. The record is from the annotation of a GenBank genome assembly. NCBI's taxonomy places the organism in Eukaryota, Fungi, Ascomycota, Sordariomycetes, Hypocreales, Nectriaceae.